UCAUGCUGCUGCCAAGUCCAGAGUCUCUCAUGGGUCCCUGUACGGCCUCCCAUUGCUGCUGUCUCCAUCGCCACACUCUGCUGCCAUGUGCCACUUUCAGGUCUCUCUCACACUGCUGGUGUGUAGAAUUUUUUGACAUAGGGUGCUGGCAGAUUACGGGCCUCACAUAGCUGCUGCCAGGCCCCUAAUCUGCCAUGGGCCCCUAUAUACCGCCUCCUCAUGCUGCUGCCAAGUCCAGAGUCUCUCAUGGGUCCCUGUACGGCCUCCCAUUGCUGCUGUCUCCAUCGCCACACUCUGCUGCCAUGUGCCACUUUCAGGUCUCUUCACACUGCUGGUGUGUUAAAUUUUUUGAC
Molecule: messenger RNA, 353 nt
Organism: Staurois parvus
Lineage: Eukaryota; Metazoa; Chordata; Amphibia; Anura; Ranidae
Source: the annotation of a GenBank genome assembly